UCUCUGAUCCGGGACAGGUAUUUCCUUAUCAGUCCUGUCGGCCAUCUUAUAACAGGUUUUUCCCUAUCAGAACAUCCUGGGGACGAUGUAGGCCCUGGGGGAAGACUCUGAGGAUCCCCCCUCCCAGCCCCCCUCCCACAUUAUCUCCCGGGACGUCUCCGCUGGGAAGGAGCCCCGCUGGGUGACAGACUGGACGCUGCUGGCUUCCGGGAGCUGGGUGGAGCAGCACACUUCUCCCAUUUUCUAGCUGUGUGACCUUGAGCUGGUUACUUCACGUCUCUGAGCCUUGAAACCUCCGUCUGCACCACAGGGCUGCUGACUGCGUCGCCCUCACUUGGUGGUGAAGAUAGAAUGAGGCUGACAGAUCACGGAAACGCUACAGUUGUGGCCAAAAUAAAGAAACCCAGGACCCUGAGAAGCCUCAGUCUGGACGAGCCCGGCCGGGCAGGACUCGGCCCGCCCCUCCCCCGGCCAGCAUUCCCGCGGUGACGCGCGGAGGGAGGUGCGGCGCGGGGGCACACCUGGAUCCCGAAGCCCCGCCCCCCGCCCCCCUACGGCUCCCGGAGGCCAGGUAGAGGCUGGGCGGGGCUUUCCGGACCCGGUUGCUGGAAGGUUCAGUUUUCUGGGUGAAGAGUCGCUCUCAGACGACGGAGCACCCUGAUCUGCUCGCCGAGCAACCACGGCGUCGGCCCCCACCCCCCCCCGAUUCCUGCAGCCGGAACCAGCCAUGCUCAGCGGCCAGGUGCCUUCCUUCUUCUCCAUGGCCCACAUCCUCCUCUUUGUCUUCACGGCUUCUACCAUAUUUCACCUUCAGCAGCGGCUAGCGAAGAUCCGCCCCACCUGGGAGUUUGAGACACUGGUUUUGGAGUCUACGGAGAACAAGAAGAGCACCCAGCCCAGGGGCAUGUUCACCAUCAACUCCCAAGGGCGCCUGGGGAACCAGAUGGGCGAGUAUGCCACCCUGUACGCCCUGGCCAAGAUGAACGGGCGGCCGGCCUUCAUCCCGGCCGAGAUGCACGGCGCGCUCGCCCCCAUCUUCAGGAUCACCCUCCCCGUGCUGCACCACACCACGGCCAGCAAGAUCCCCUGGAGGAACUACCCCCUGAACGACUGGAUGGAGGAGCGGUACCGCCACAUCCCUGGCGAAUACGUGCGCCUCACCGGCUACCCCUGCUCCUGGACCUUCUACCACCACCUCCGCGCCGAGAUCUUGCAGGAGUUCACCCUGCACGACCAUGUGCGGGAGGAGGCCCAGGCGUUCCUGCAGCGGCUGCAGGUGAACGGGCGACAGCCGAGCACCUUCGUGGGCGUCCACGUGCGCCGGGGGGACUAUGUGCAGGUGAUGCCCCGGGUGUGGAAGGGUGUGGUGGCUGACCGGCGGUACCUGGAUCAGGCCCUGGACUGGUUCCGGACCCGCUACCAUUCCCCGGUCUUCGUCGUCACCAGCAACGGCAUGGCCUGGUGCCGCGAGAACAUCAACGCCUCACGUGGAGAUGUGGUGUUCGCUGGGGACGGCAUUGAGAACUCGCCGGCCAAGGACUUCGCGCUGCUCAUACAGUGCAACCACACCAUCAUGACCAUUGGGACAUUCGGGAUCUGGGCCGCUUACCUCGCAGGGGGAGAGACCAUCUACCUGGCCAAUUACACCCUACCAGACUCCCCCUUCCUCAAACUCUUUAAGCCAGAGGCAGCCUUCCUGCCCGAGUGGAUUGGCAUCGCGGCGGACCUGUCCCCGCUACUCAAUCACUGACGUUAGCUGGCCUUUGGCACCUCCUCCUUUGCAGGCUCCCCUAAGACCAGCUCCCAGAGGCCCAGGGCGCGUAUUGUUCUGUGUGCCAGGACACUGCCCUCUUGCACCAGAACACUCCAGAGGCCGAAAGAAACAGAAGUCGCAACUGACUUGUUGAAAUCGCAUAUUUAUGUGUCUCACAGAAGACCAGAAGUGGCACAUCUCUGGCGUUCAUUAAGUCAGCAGCUCAGCCAUGUCACCAGAGACCCCAGUUCCGUCUCUCUUGUUCAACUGCCAUCACCUCCUCUCAGACUUCCUCCCUCAUGGUCCCAAGAGGGCUGCCACGUAGCUGGGUGUCACAUGCAGACAACCUCUUCCCAAGGCAGCAAAAGAGAAGUUCGUUCUUCGGUCCGUUUUGAAGAGUGAGGGGAACAUUCCAAAGUCCUCCUGUAGCUGCCCCUCCCCCCCCAUAGCUCACUGACCAGAAGUGUGUCACAUGCCUGCCAGACGCAUUACAAGGCAAGGUGAAUAAGACCCUGGGAUUGUCUUGGCAUCAGAUCAAUAAAUCUUUGCCCGCUUUA
Messenger RNA from Hyaena hyaena (striped hyena), 2310 nucleotides. RefSeq names its product fucosyltransferase 2 (gene FUT2). Gene Ontology annotation, biological process: carbohydrate metabolic process. The record is from RefSeq and is a predicted model, not a curated record. Gene Ontology annotation, molecular function: galactoside 2-alpha-L-fucosyltransferase activity. Gene Ontology annotation, cellular component: membrane. The transcript is spliced from 3 exons. NCBI's taxonomy places the organism in Eukaryota, Metazoa, Chordata, Mammalia, Carnivora, Hyaenidae. Bases 728 to 1750 code for a protein of 340 amino acids.